Messenger RNA from Pogona vitticeps (central bearded dragon), 2513 nucleotides. RefSeq names its product migration and invasion enhancer 1 (gene MIEN1). The record is from RefSeq and is a predicted model, not a curated record. NCBI's taxonomy places the organism in Eukaryota, Metazoa, Chordata, Lepidosauria, Squamata, Agamidae. Gene Ontology annotation, biological process: positive regulation of filopodium assembly; negative regulation of apoptotic process. Gene Ontology annotation, cellular component: cytosol.
AAAGAAACCAGCUCCCUCCGCACGUGACGCGGCCGACACCGGAAGUCCACCUGGAUUGUCGACCCAGUGGAAAGGCUGAGUGGAGGCGGGAGAGUCAGAACUUGACAGGGCCGCCAUGAGCGACGGGUCCGGAGAGCCGUCCGCUGAGGGGGCGCCCGUUACUGGGAAGGGGGUCCGAAUAGUGGUGGAAUACUGCAAACCUUGUGGCUUUGAAUCCGCUUACCUAGAGCUGGCAAAUGCAGUAAAAGAAGAAUAUCCUGACGUGGAAAUUGAAUCACGCCUUGGUGGGACAGGUGCUUUUGAAAUAGAAAUAAAUGGGCAGCUGGUUUUCUCCAAACUUGAAAAUGGAGGAUUUCCUUACGAGAAGGAUCUGAUUGAAGCUAUUCGGAGGGCCAGCAACGGGGAGCCACUUGAGAAGAUCACCAAGAGCCGACCACCUUGUACCAUCCUUUAGUCUUUCUCUCUCUGGUUCUGUCUUUCAGAUUGCUAUUUGCUGACACUGCCCCCCCCACCUGCUAGUUGUUCUUGCCUCUGCCUAUAAUUACUUGCUAGGUGAGAGGGAGUACAGAAAAGAUGUCAAUGUGAUUUUGGUUGCUUGCACACUACAAGCUAUAUAAGCAAGAACCUGAGCCAGUUUUGGAGGGGGUGAAGAUAGGAGAACAGAGAUCAGGUACUUGCCAAAUAGAAUGGACCAGUUAAGCCUUCUUCCUGAAAGGGAAUCCAGCAUUUCAAUCCUUUUGCAUUUCUAAGUGCCAGACUAUAGUUUGUCUUCAUUUGAAUGUUAACAUUUCUUAGCCCCUGUUUGUAGUCAAAAAACCCAAAGCUUUGUUUCUUUUUGCUCUUGUUUGAAUGAUUAUCGGGUCUCUUUUUCUGCUUAACUUGGUCAUUGGUUCUGAGACAUCACCUGUCUCCAUCCUUUGGGACUCCUGAUGUCUCUUAACCACGAAUCAGAAUGAGCCACUAUCUCCUGUUUUUCUCAAGGUGGGGGCAAACUCUGAGAUGUCUGACUAUGGCUUGCUAAGAAGUUAAAAAUUAUCCCUAUAUUCAAACAGGAAUGGUGUUCUGAAGGACUCCAUACCUCACCCCACCUAACUUAAUACUUGGACAAUACUAAAUUAGUAUUCCAGAGUGGAAUAGCCUCUUAUUGUGCACAUGACACAUUUGAAGUUUUCCACAGCAAUGCUACAUCUAUAUUUUCCCACCUAUGCCCGAUCACUGUCCAAAUGAAGCUAAAUCCUUGAUAAAUCCUUUCUAGGUAAGUCGUUGAAAUAGAAUGGGGCAGAUGGAGUUUAAUGACAUCCAGUCAAAAAACUCUUCACUGGAUAAACAGAGUAUUAUCAAAGGAAGCUACCAACAGAGCACCAACAGCAGUCAGGAUUUUCCCAGGACAACCCCAUAAGGAUCUUUUCAGAGAGACCAGAUUUUUGAGUGAAGGAGAGGCUGCAGCUGAUCAGAUACUUCUGAGUGGCCUGAGAAAAGCUUGCCAAAAGCACCUCAGGCAUGGACUGGGACUUGCCUGCUGCUAUACUUGCCACCCUUACAACAUAUUUGGACAUUGUAUAUCAGAGUAGGCAAGUGUAAAGUACAAAGCGUUGCAUUUCUUACUAUAAUUCUUUCAACUGAAAGCAAGAGUGGGCAGUCUUUUUAUUAGACCAAUAAGGUAAUAAAAUGUAAACGUUCAAGUCCAGUAGGAUCCUUCUUCAGAUUGAGUGUUGCAUGGCUUGAGGACUUUGCAGUGUCUAGCCUAAAGACGCUUCAUACUGGAACAAAAAAACUAACCUAUAACAUCUCUCUUAAUCUCAGGCACAUCCCAGCCAAUCAUUAAGCAAUUUUAAGGCUCACUGUUUCCAAAUCUCCCAUUGCAAUCAGUGGACCUUGAAAUAUUUAACAUGUACUGGAUUUUAUACUCACACUGCUUUAAAAACUCAGCACGAAAUAGCCUGCUAUCUUGCAGUUAUCAUUCUUAGAACAAUACAAUGACAUCACUGUCACUUUACCAAUUAACACGAUUCUUGACUUCACCGUGCUGUUACCUCUGUGCUAUUCCCUGUGCUCAUGGCAACCACUGAAACAGAACAAAGAUGGGGAAGUUCUCAGCACAGCGGCUGCAUGUCAGCCAUUUUGCUUCACACAAGGGGAAAUGGUUGCAGUGUAAUGAUAACCUUACAUUACACUUAGUGGAAAAACCUGACCGAAAUGCCCAAUUUUGCUUCUUAGACUCCAUCUUGUUUUAAGGCUCCUUAAUUUUAUCUCCCUGUUUCCUCCUCUUUUAUCUGUCAUUUGGUUACUAUUGGGUUAUCUGCCAAAGUUGGAAACAUUGAAAAGCAACCCUGAAAUGCUGCUAACUGUUAUGGGGCAAGCACCCCUUGCUGGGACUUGGAGAUGACGAGAGAAGAAAACCCAGUAAUGUUGCUACACCCACUGUCUUAAUUUAUUUGUUGAGAAUGUUGAUGAACCCAUUUGUUUAUGCUUAUUUGUAUAAAGGAGAAAAAAUUAAAAUACUUGUAAAUAUA